AUGCCUUCCAAUGCCUAUGAUCCACUGUUCGCCAAUACAACAUUGGACAGAGGAGCUCUGCCGGUCGUGUUGGGAUACAUUGGUGCUGCCAUCACAGUACUGGUUACCUUGAUCCGAGUGUUUUUGACGCUCGCGAAGAAGCAUGAGCUUCGCAGCGAUGACUACUUCUUCUUGUCCGCUGCGGUUCUGGCCUUGGUCUCAAGCAUAACCCUCGAACGCUCAGUAGACGAAGGUCUCGGACGGCAUGCAGACACCUUGAACGGCAGCCAAUUGACCGAUCUUGUCCGCUUCAGCUUCGCGACGAAUCUGGUAGGCAUCUUCGCGCAAGCCACAGCCAAGAUAUCAGUGGCCUUCCUCUUCGAGCGCAUCGCACCACGACAGGACAAACGAGGCAUCGCGAUCCUGCUAGGAUGCAUUUGUGCCUGGGCCAUCUUCGCCAUCUUCGGAACCGCCUUCGCAUGUUCAUUACACCCUUCCGCAACAGCGAAAUGUGGUGCGGGAGCCUAUGUCAUCUUUCCGAUUGUCGUCACGGAUCUUAUCACCGAUGCUAUGUUAGCUCUGUGGAUGGUGCCUAGGCUCUGGAAGCUCCAGGCUAAUUUCCAGCAUCGAUUCAUACCUAUUAUGCUUAUGUCAUCGAGACUACUGGUGUGCUUUGCGGAGAUUGGGCUCCUAGUCACACUAGGCCAGCAGAGCAGUACCUUUGACCAAGACUCACCAGACUACUCAUGGGAACAGACUACGACCGCCGCAGUAGCCAUCUGCGUCGUCCACCUCUCGGUCAUCACCGCCACCGUCCCCCGAAUCAACAGCUUCGUCGCCGACGUCCAGACCAAAAAAGCCGGUCUAGCUUUCACACAACGGGAUUACGAGCUCUACCAAUCCGCAUCCAAAUCCGGCUCGCACAACCUCUCCAACAAUCGAAGUAAUAAUCGCUCACCUGGCCCCUCAAAUAACCGUUCUCACAUCCGAAGUGCGGCGGAAGUGUUGCAUGGCAUGAAUAGCAGUUUCAGACCGGACAGGCAGUUUGAAAUGAGGAAUCAAUUUCAUGGUGGCGGUGGGAGGAGGAGUGACAGUGGUGGGGAUGCGAUCGAGAUGGAUGUUAGGGAUGCUGUGGAGACGAGUAGUCAGAGCUCCCUGAAGAAGAACGCGGUGUAUCAUAAGACGGAGUUUACGUGGGAGGAGGAGUAUACUGGGUCUUCGAAAGAUCAUCGAUAG
This is a messenger RNA of Recurvomyces mirabilis, 1215 nucleotides long. RefSeq lists its product as uncharacterized. Bases 1 to 1215 code for a protein of 404 amino acids. NCBI's taxonomy places the organism in Eukaryota, Fungi, Ascomycota, Dothideomycetes, Mycosphaerellales, Teratosphaeriaceae. The transcript is spliced from 3 exons. The record is from RefSeq and is a predicted model, not a curated record.